ACUGAGGGGAGUGGCCAAGCCCAGUGGACCGGUUGUCUCAGGCCAAAAGGCCACUAAGGACCCUUACCUCCAGUUUCCUUUGCCGGGUUCACCUACCACCACUGUCUCAGCCCCCACUCGGGCCGAGCCUGGGCGCAGGGCCUGACACCUAGAGAAUGGCUCCGCCCAAACUCACAGAACUGGGUACCCGUGACCGAGAUUUGGUGAAACUGGGGCCGCUGCUAGUUUGUAUUCCUGUGCCUAACUUUCUCAGCUUCAGAAAUCUCUAAAGCAGAUGUCAUGACCCAGUGAAAGGAUCUCGGGGUAGAACGUUCAAAGGUAAUGCAGCCCAAAUACAGGUGGUCUCACGGAUCAGCUCUUGAUAAUUGAAGCUUGAGGAGAUAGUCAGGGAAACCAGCAAGGGUUUAGGACUAGCUCCACAGGGAAAAGAGGGGAUAGGGAAGGGACUCAGAAAAAUCUGGCACCAGUGGCUUUUCUGUAAUUUCCAGUCUCCAGCCCCAGUCAGUGGCCCACCCACCUCAUUCCUGUAUUUUCCCCUCUUCCUACAGAUCAGCUCAUUCCUCAAGGUGCCCAUCCACUUGCUGCAAUGUCUAGCCUCCCAAUCAAGCCUUCUCCAGGUCCGCAAGGUGCCCAUCCACUUGCUGCAAUGACUAGCCUCCCAACCACACCUUCCCCAGGAGGACUGAUCACCACAAUUCGGCAGGUCACUGAGGCCCUGUCCCCCGAAGAUGAAGCCAGCACAGCACUCAUUGCAGUUGUUAUCACCGUGGUCUUCCUCACCCUGCUCUCAGUCGUGAUCUUGAUCUUCUUCUACCUGUACAAGAACAAAGGCAGCUACGUCACCUACGAACCUGCAGAAGGAGAGCCCAGCACCAUCCUUCAGAUGGAGAGUGACUCAGCCAUGGGCAAGGAGAAGGAGGAAUAUUUCAUCUAAUGAUUCCCAGCCCCAAGGAGCUUAUCCAGGCUCCAAUGCAAACACUAACUAUUUAAUUUAUUAGGUGAAAGUUUUAUCUGAAGCCAGUGAGAAGAAUUGGUCGCUAUGGGCAAACCUGAGCUCCUUCCAGGAGGAGGCCCGAAUCCAGCAUCAUUGAUGCCAGGGACCAGGGACAUGGAGAAAACUGCUUAUGAUGUCUUUAGCCCGGCCUUUGUAAGACAGUGGGGUUUGUGACUGACCAACAAAGUGGAGCUGUAGCAGGCAACAUUUGAGUAUGUGCCCAGUCAUCUUCAAUUUUUUUCACAGGUCAAAGGGGAGGAGAGUUAGGGCCACUGGCUGCUCCUCUGUCCCCAACCUGGUCACCUAGUGACAGCCCAAGUGGAGGUACUGUCCAUAGAAGUUCUUCCCAGAGGCUGGAUACCACAGUUAGAGGCCAGGCCAGGAGGGGUAGGAGACUAUAUACUUACCUCCUAAUGAAUGUGCAACAUCCUUUCAUCUGAGCCCUUCCUUUCUGUAUUUCCCAACCUCAUACU
Messenger RNA from Molossus molossus (Pallas's mastiff bat), 1467 nucleotides. RefSeq names its product small cell adhesion glycoprotein (gene SMAGP). The coding region runs from base 587 to 934 and encodes 115 amino acids. Lineage: Eukaryota; Metazoa; Chordata; Mammalia; Chiroptera; Molossidae. The record is from RefSeq and is a predicted model, not a curated record. The transcript has 3 exons.